Molecule: messenger RNA, 1417 nt
Organism: Juglans microcarpa x Juglans regia
Lineage: Eukaryota; Viridiplantae; Streptophyta; Magnoliopsida; Fagales; Juglandaceae
Product: zinc finger MYND domain-containing protein 15
Exons: 11
Coding region: 73-1200 (375 amino acids)
Source: RefSeq, a predicted model, not a curated record
GAGGAGAAGAAGGUCAUUGGGCAGAGAGGGACAGAGGGUCAUUUGGCUUUGAAGGAAGUGUGCCAGGAAACAAUGGAGUGCGCCGGGAAAGGGAGGGGAACUCGGUGUUUGGGCGCACCCAGAAGACGCUGUAGCCGCUGCGGAGCCGUUGCUUAUUGUUCUGCCUCUCACCAGAUUUUGCACUGGAGUGAUCAUAAGGAAGAGUGCAAAAGAUUAGAACAACAAAUGAAAGGUGUAGAUAUCUUGAACGACUUUCCUUUCACAUUUUCUCAAGAAGCUACACUUCAGGUCCUUGAAAAGGAGACUAGGUGUUUAUUCUUGAGCAAAAGGGGCAUCCAUCAAAUGGGAAUGUGGUUGCAUGAAUGCUCUUGUGGGGCGUCAGUUACUUCCUCUAAUUGCUCUAGGUCAAAUGAUGGUUGGCAUCUUCCCCGAAUCUUGUGUCCUUGUACUGAGCCUGUUUCUCCAAUAUCAAAGCAGUUAAGUGGUUGGAAGGACUACCAUGAGUGGAGGUGCAUUCCACUUCAUUCACCUGCUGCUUUGCUUCUUCACUGGCCACUUACAAUUUAUCAUGCCAUUCAAUUGGCUGGUUUGGGAAGCGCGAACCAUGAAAUCAGGGAGAAACUCUACAUACACUAUCUCGGGCCUGAGAAAGAGCUUCUUCAACUUGCUGUCUUCUCAGAGUUGCAUGCACUUUUUCCUGGUGUGCAUGUGCAUAUAGAGCUUAUUGGACCUGCAAUUCCAUUAAAUAGGGAUGGUGAGAGGAUUGAUCUUUACAAUCGUGCUCAUUGCCUUGAGACAGAUUGCAGCUGCAAAUCUUCAAGUGAGAGUAUGAGCAUGGAUGUAAAGACUAGUCGGACUUCAAAAGUGACAUUGCAGCUUCGAAGUGGGCUUUACCAUGAUCGAUAUAGGGAUAUAGCAGAGGAUUUCUCUCCUCAUUUGGUGAUUGCACCAAAUGCUGGCAUUGCUGCUUAUUCAAGUUGGUUGCCUACAAUUGAGCUAAUUAAGGAGACAAAGGUCCGAGCAAUUUUUUCCGAUUACUGUGAAGAAGCUUGUCAUCUUGGAGCUUGUUGCAUAAGCACUAUAACUGGCCAUCCUCUCACAUUUCCUAUACAAUUAAAUCCAUUCAGGCAGCCGAUGGUGGUCGCAAACAGUGCUCUGUUUCUUCCUUGCUACAGUAAUUGCUUCCUCUUUGGGAUUUGAAAUGGUUUUGGAUGUCAGUUUGAGGACUGUUCGUUAGCUUGUUCUGAUGGAGUUCUUGAAGUCUCGACUCAAACAAUCGUUCCAUUGAGUUAUCGACGCUUAAAAAGACAUGUUUACUGAUGUAGCAGUACGGAAGUUUUCAGAUGUUCCUGUGUUCAAGAUAUUACCAUGUGCGGGGCGUGAAUUUGGUGAUCAAGAUCAAGAAUCUUGAUGCAAC